AAUACUUAGCAGCAAAUGGAUUACAAUAUGAAAUUCGUAGAAUUAUUGAAGAAGCAUGAGAAUCAUCAGAUGAUACUUCAGGUGGCAUUGGAUGUGAUGCUUCAAGAGAAAAAUUACAAAAGCCAACUUGUCAAGUAUAGAGAUGGAUUGAGAAGAGAUGAUAAAAUUUUAGUCACCAAAUGCACAAAAGCCUUAAAAGAAUUGGCUAUGAGAUCAUAGCAAGAUUAAGUUAAAGCGUUGGAGAAAAUAAGUAAAAUCGAUCAAUAGAUUAUGCUUUAUCUAAAGGAUUAAGUAUUACCUAUCAUUCACUUCGAUAGAAAGUUAAACAAUUACACUUUCAUAAAGUACUACACUGAUCCAGGUAUGAUAUUCAUGUGUUAAUAAAGAAAAUUCAAUCAAUCCUUAAGAAACCAUCAUUGAGACACUAUACAAAGAAAAUACAAAUCUAGAAUCUUUCGAGGCUGAUUUUUCCAAGUUAGAGUGGAAAUUGGAGAUUACUCUAUCUAGCAUCAAGAUGAGAAAAGUAAUCUUUUAUAUUGAGUCAUAAUUAGGUCAUUCGACCAUUGAUUCUGUUAAUAUUCCAUACAAAAAAAGGAGUGAAGAAAACCAUGUACUUAGAUUACAAUCAAUUCUAAGAGUUCAGAAAGAAUGUUGCCUUAGUCUUAAGAUAAAUCCAUAUUAUUGAGAGUAUUUAAAGUAAUUUUUGAAUUGAUUAUUUUAAUUAAUUAAUGCUUCAAGAGGUAAAAUUUCCUUGUGGAAGGUAUGAUUUCAAUCAAGAUACCAAGAAAGUAGUUAUUGUGAAAGCAAAAGGAUUGCUCAAUUUGUAUUUGAAUGAAGAGAAUGAGUUGUGGUUGAAGUGGUAUAAUGUUGAUCUAGAUAAUAAAUUAGAAAUUGUAUUGAUAAUAAUUUAAUUUAAAUUAGGAAAGAGUCUUGAUUAAAGGUUGCACUUUUUUCGAAAAGGUUAAAGGCUAAAACAGAGUAUACCUCCUUAGAUUUACAGACGAUGACUNA
Molecule: messenger RNA, 1011 nt
Organism: Paramecium octaurelia
Lineage: Eukaryota; Ciliophora; Oligohymenophorea; Peniculida; Parameciidae
Source: the annotation of a GenBank genome assembly